AUGUGGGAACAAUCCCAACACACGCAAGUUGACUCUGCACCCAAACAGCGGCGUGGCGUAGCCCCGGUUUUGUUGUGAAGACGGAAGCGAUAGGAGGACUUCCCUCUGGCUAAUUCAUUCCUUUUUGGAAACAGUUAAAGGAAUACCCCGCCGCCUGCUCAGACAUGUCUACUGCGUACAAAAACAGGAUACAGGAAUUCAAAGGAGCCUUGAGUGAGGAAAAUAUAAACCUGAAGACACUGAGGGAGCUGUGCUUCAAUGGGAUCCCAUUUGAAGGAGGCAUACGAGCACUUUGCUGGAAAAUCCUUCUUAAUUAUCUACCUCUCGAUCAGACAUUAUGGGAGUCUUCCCUCAAAAAGCAGAGGGAGGAGUACUCCCAGUUCCUGAAAGAAAUGAUCAUUCAGCCCGGGAUUGCCAAAGCCAACUUGGGUCUUUCCAGAGAAGAUGUGACUAUGGAGGACCAUCCUCUAAAUCCUAACCCAGACAGCAGGUGGAAUAACUACUUCAAAGAUAAUGAAAUUCUACUACAAAUUGACAAGGAUGUAAGGCGGCUGUACCCAGACAUGGCGUUCUUCCAGCGUCCUACAGAAUACCCAUGCCAACUCAUCUUGGACCCUCAGAAUGAUUAUGAGACUCUGCGUCGACGAGUUGAACAAACCACCCUGAAAGCACAAACUGUAAACCGCAACCGCAGCGGCGUCACCAAUGUCAGCUCCCCUGGAAAGGCUUUGAACUUGUAUCCAUCUAAUGAAUAUGAGGUGCUGCCCAAUGGGAGUGAAGCACACUGGGAGGUGGUGGAGCGGAUCCUCUUCAUCUAUGCCAAACUCAACCCUGGUAUUGCCUAUGUACAGGGCAUGAAUGAGAUUGUUGGGCCAAUUUACUACACCUUUGCCACGGACCCCAACAGCCAGUGGAAAGAGCACGCUGAAGCAGACACAUUCUUCUGUUUUACCAACCUGAUGUCGGAGAACAGAGACAACUUCAUCAAGAGCCUGGAUGACUCUCAGUGCGGCAUUACCUACAAGAUGGAGAGCGUGUACUCCAUGCUCAAAGACAAGGACCUGGAGCUCUAUCUCAAGCUGGAAGAGCAGAACAUCAAACCCCAGUAUUUCACCUUCCGCUGGCUGACCUUGUUGUUAUCUCAGGAGUUCCUUCUGCCAGACGUUAUCCGUAUCUGGGACACCCUGUUUUCUGACCAGGAGCGAUUCCACUUCCUCAUCCUGGUCUGCUGCGCCAUGCUCAUACUCAUCCGAGCUAACUUACUGGCAGGAGACUUCACAGUGAAUAUGAGAUUACUGCAGGAUUACCCCAUCUCGGAUGUCCACACCAUCCUGACCAAGGCCAAAGAGCUGCAGGAUAACUCCUAACCUGUUGACUCUUUUCCUCCUACCUUUUCUGCGCCGAUGCGGUAGGUUGGAGGUUAAACGUUCAACAACAUUGUCAUGUCAAACAUGUUUGGUGGAAGGACUUGAUCAAUGAAGAGCCUGGACAGAUGUGUUGGGGGAAACCCAGCAUACUCCUUUUUAACUUGAUGUCUGAUGUUUGGUCAGUGGGGACUGUUGUGAAACCUUUGAGGACGUGCUGAAACUAUUCCUUUCUCAAAGUGGGGAGGAGAUGCCACUUGAUGCAUUAUGGGAAAAGGCUCCUCUCACCGCCAUCUCUCCCAUGGAGACUUGUGCUCAGAUAAUGAUGUUUGCACUGAACAUCUGAGGGAGAGGGAGCCACUUGAGUCCUAGAGUACACUACCGAUCUCAGUUUGUCCUGAAACAUACUAGAAAUGUUUAACAAGAGCCAGGAAUUUAACAAAGAUCCCACUGUAUCCUUAUAUGGAGUCAGAUUGAGCAAGUGUUUAAUAGAGCUGGGUUGAGCAAUAGCACGUGUUUAUUCUUUAAGGUUUGUUUUUUAAACGUUUUUAAUGUAAGAAACAUGUAUGCCUUAUCUGUUUAAUGGUUUGAAACAGGAGACAGUAUUUCUGGGUAGACUGAUGCUGAAAGAAUAUUUUAUGAGUAACCUUCUUAAAAGCAUUAUUUAUUGAGCGUUACGUCUCAGCAAUGCUUUUGACCCACUGACAAUGUAGAUCAUUUUAUUUUGAAGAACAAAAUGCUUACUUUCAUUUCAUCGUGCUGCCCUGUGCUGCAGAAUCCAUGUACCUUGUAUUGAAAGAAGGGCAAGAACCAUCAGAGCAAAUGGUGUUGCUUUUCACACUGAACACUACUUGCUGAGCUUUUUCUCCAACUUGGGUUUACACAUAUCUCUACAGUAGUUUCAUUACAAUACUUCUAUCAUGACCAGUCAUUAAUUGUGUGAGUAUUACAUCUAUUUACAAGUCAUACUUAUAGUUUCUGCUGUUAUAUGAUACGAUGCCAAUACGUUAACAGAUUUGGUACAUACACCACAAUUUUACUUAUUUUGAUACUUUAUAAAACCCUUUAUUCUACAAUAACAAAAGAAGCCAACUGCUGUAACGGCUGACUGAGAGUUUCCCUAAAAUAAAAUGGUCUUGAAUUGACAUGAAGAUUUAAAUUGGAGAUGGAAGUAAAAAGAUUACCAUUCUGACCAGACUUUUAAUGGCUGACAGUUUUCAAUACUAGGAUACAUUUUGGAAUGCAGAAAUAAAAUUUCAGAUUUGAUAGCCAGCCCGCAGCUAGUGAGUCUUCCAUUUGUUGGAGAUGGAAUGUGACAUGUAUGUUGUUUCUAACAAAGAUGUUGCCAUUGAAUGGGAGGUUAUGGGUAAAAUAUUUGAUUUAUUGAGAAUGGGCCAAACUAAACAACAAUCUUCGUCUUGUGCUACUAUCAAAAACAACACACCAAAAAGACCCUUAGCAGCUAUAUUGAAUGUUAUUUUCUAAUAACUGUACAGCGUGUUAUUAAAUACGUCACAUCUCAGAAACACCCAGUACAUCCUUACGUUGUGUCAGUGCAACUCACAUCAGUACUUUAAUAGGGCUGCACGAUUUGAAUAAAAAAGUCAUAUUGUGAUUAUUGUGGACAAAAUUGCAAUUUGCGAUUCAAUUAUAAUGGAACAAAUGGAACUAUGAGUCUACUAGCUUAAUUGUCAAAGAAUGCACGAAAUACUGACAUUUUGAAAUGUAGAUUUCUCAACUUGAACGAAGUUAAACAAUAAACAAGUUGUGAUCAAGUUGGACAGGCUAGAAGCAGCAAAUAUUAGCACACUGGCACCAGCUCCAUGUCCAUCUGUCUAAUGCAGAGUCUCUAUCCACAGCCUGGAGGAGGAACUGUACAUGAGUGGAUUAAAUAAAAUGGAUAAUGUUUAGUUAAUAGUUUACUGUUAGUAUAACAAUGAUAUAUUAAAUACUAUAUUCACGUACUAAACUAUACCAUAUACUAUAUUUCAUAUAAUAGUAUAUUUUUACCAGUAGUUGAAUGUUAAAUCCAGUCAUAGCUGUUUCAUUUCUGUGGGUUGUUUUUAUUCAUCAAAUCCUUGUGCAAGCGAAAGGCUCUACAUCAGUCUCUCAUUUGUUAAUGAUCAUUUUGUUCAACAUUUAAUGAUUUACUGUAGCACGUCAAACUUUUUGUCCUGCCCCAUCCAGCCUGUGAUUGGUCGGUAGAUUCUUGUCUUAAAAGUUACUGUCACACUGCUCAGAAAAAGAUUUUCUGAUUGCACUUAGGCCUAUCUGUUUUUAGGGGCACAGGUGAGAGCCUGGUGUGGGCGGAGAUAAUGAGCAGACUGCAGCGCACACACAUAAGAGAGCUCACACACACUUAUUCUGUUUUAUUAAAUCGCACACUUUUUGCGGUUAUGUAAUCUCACAUGACGACAUUGCGAUUGCAAUCAGAUCAAUCGUGCAGCUCUUUACUUUAAUGAUGGAUGAGUCUAAAUAUCUGUUCCAGAAGUAUGUCAUAAUAUUUGGAUGUUUAUUGAAGGAUAACAUAUCCUUUGGAAGGAUGAUGACUAAUUGAUAUUUUUUGAUGAUGAGCAUGAAAACCUCUACCCACUCUUUAUUCUUUUAGCAAAGCUAACAGAUAAAGCGGAAUGACAGUGGAGUAGCAUGACUGACCAUUAUUGCUGAAACUCACACAGGCCUGCAAUUGAUUUUUUUUGAAGAAAUAAAACCCUCUUUUACUAUAAAUAAAAUGCAUAAAUAGCCCGGGGUUGACGGUGCAGAUUAACUUUUGGUUAAGCCUGAUAAUGCUCAGUGUGAACACCAGCACAGCUCAACAGAUCAACAGAUCAUAUCAUCUGAUCCAUGUGGCAGACUGAUAGAGUAUAGAUUAUAAUUUGAAUGUAAAUGUCUAUGUGCAAACUUAAAUCUGCCACUGCCGUAAUAUCCAGUCACAAGCUUGUAACAUGUUCAUCAGUGCGGAAACAGAAAAAGCUCAAAAUAUACUGGUGAGACUCCAUCUUAUUGAAUCAUUGAAUGCAUACUCAUGAAGAUUUUGAAGAAAUGAAUCGGCAUGCGGCUGUAAGCCAAGAAUGAAACACAGAAGUCCUUGCUGAAGAGGUCAACUCGACUCACUCUGUGUCACCUCUACUUGUAAAUUACAGGAUUUUUAAAUAUGAUCCUGUCUGUUUUUUCUGCUACCAAAGUUUAAAUCUUACCAUCCUGUACAAAACACACUACUGAAAUGUAGUCUUUAUUGUUGUUGAUGUGUGGAAGCUGUUUACUUUUCACGAACAGUAUGUAACGAUGCAGUGCUUUUUAAAAUGUGUUGAUGAGCUGCUCAAAGAACACA
This is a messenger RNA of Micropterus dolomieu (smallmouth bass), 4695 nucleotides long. It is a transcript of the gene tbc1d13, whose product is annotated as TBC1 domain family, member 13. Gene Ontology annotation, biological process: activation of GTPase activity; intracellular protein transport. The record is from RefSeq and is a predicted model, not a curated record. The transcript is spliced from 12 exons. Gene Ontology annotation, molecular function: GTPase activator activity. Lineage: Eukaryota; Metazoa; Chordata; Actinopteri; Centrarchiformes; Centrarchidae. Bases 165 to 1367 code for a protein of 400 amino acids.